CCUAAAAUGCCAGUCACCAGCUACAUUAGAAUCUCAAUCUACUCAUCUAGCAAUUGAGUCAUCGACAUUUCUUUCCUCUUUCACAGUUUUACGCAAUCGGACUCCACCUCCACCUCCACCUAAAACCCCCACUUUUUCUCUCUCCUCCAUUGAAGCCUGCUCUAAAUUCUCCAUUGAUGCACCUUCUCAGCUUUCUCUCCUCCAUUCAACCACUUUCUCAGAGUUGAAUUAUUGAAAGACGCCAUUUUUUUGUUUGAGUUGAAGAUGUGGCGCUACUUACCAAAAGCUUUGCUCAGCUACAGACGACUCAAUUUAUGUCAAAAUGUGUUUGAUCAUGGAAAUGGGUCUUAUUUUAUGGCCUUUAACGGUGCUUCUCGAGGUUUGGUCGACAGUUAUAAUCGUGGUUCCGUCUUUGAUACAUAUUCAACAUCUUGCACUAAGAUGGUUGAAAAUGAUACAAAAGUAAAUUCAGUUUCUGACAUGUUGGUUGAUUCAUUUGGGAGGCUGCAUACGUAUUUGCGAAUUUCCGUCUCUGAACGUUGCAACCUUAGAUGUCAAUACUGCAUGCCAGCUGAUGGGGUGGAGCUCACUCCUGGCCCUGAACUACUCUCGAAAGAUGAAAUAGUGCGAUUGGCAAGUCUAUUUGUCAAUUGUGGAGUGAAUAAGAUACGUUUGACCGGAGGGGAGCCUACAAUUAGGAAAGAUAUUGAGGAUAUUUGCUUGCAACUGUCUGAAUUGAAGGGAUUGAAAACACUGGCCAUUACAACCAAUGGACUUACGCUUGCGAGAAAACUGCCAAAGCUCAAAAUGUGUGGCCUUAAUGCAGUGAAUAUUAGCUUAGAUACAUUAGUGCCUGCAAAAUUUGAAUUCAUGACUCGGAGGAGAGGGCAUGAAAAGGUUAUUGAGUCAAUCAAUACUGCUGUUAACCUUGGUUAUGAUCCAGUUAAGGUGAACUGUGUUGUCAUGCGCGGGUUUAAUGACGAUGAGAUUUGUGAUUUUAUUGAAUUAACACGUGAGAAGCCUAUUAAUAUUAGAUUCAUCGAGUUCAUGCCAUUUGACGGAAAUGUUUGGAAUGUCAAGAAACUCGUGUCUUAUUAUGAGAUCAUGGAUAGAGUGGUCAAUAAAUUUUCUGACUUGAAGAGACUAAAUGAUGAUCCAACAGACACAGCAAAGAAUUUUCGGGUUGAGGGACAUCGUGGAACUGUUUCCUUCAUCACAUCAAUGACUGAGCAUUUUUGUGCUGGCUGCAAUCGGUUGCGACUUUUAGCUGAUGGGAACCUGAAAGUUUGCCUCUUUGGGUCUGCAGAGGUGAGCUUAAGAGACCCUAUCCGCAGUGGUGCUGAUGACAAUGAGCUCAUGGAAAUAAUUGGAAGAGCGGUGAAAAGGAAAAAAGCUGCUCAUGCAGGAAUGUUUGACCUUGCAAAUACGGCUAAUAGACCGAUGAUACGUAUUGGUGGCUAAGGCUUGGUGGUGUAUCUUCAUUCAGAACCCUCAGAAUCAGGUAUAAGUGAACAAUGACCAUUCUUUCUCAAGUACAAGUUGAUCUGCUCAUCCUAUACUUUGGUUAUGAUGUGUAGCAGGAUCAUGGCACCAGGCUGGAGACUGGAACAUCAUGCAUUUGGUUCACAUAUCUGAAAUGUGAAAAGCUUCACUGUCGCAAGACCUUUUAUUUUGUAUACCCAAUACCUUAACAUAACAUAGCAGCAGACUCGUGGUUCAUAAGAACGAGUUUGGAAUUGUAAUUACAAACAACACAAUUCUCAGUAUCAAAUAAUAAAUUUGUUGUAUCCCCUGUAUUUCACUUUCUUAUUUUCAGCAAAUUAAAUUGCUACAUAUGAAAUUUCAUCAACCAUACAGGUUAACAUACAGCAAAUCUGCAAUGUUGCACUAGAAAUUAGCAGAUAUCAUUUACCGUAUAAAGUCUGUAAUAUCGUCUACAGUCGUUUGUGACUAUAAAAUUAGAUAAUCGGGACGAAAAGAAGAAAUUUCCAAAGCGGAAUACACCUCACUAACAUGUGUACCAGGAAAAAAAGGUACAUAUAUCUAACUUGUCCCUUAGUGAAACAUGCCAAGCUGUAAUCUCACUAUAGAUCCCACUUACUCCACCACCCAACCUAGCAUUCAGUUUAUUCACCAAAUCAUUUAAACCCCUUCAAAUUAUAUCAUUAAUCCAUCUCUUUAUGUAACCACAUUUUCUCUCUCUUCUUUCUCUCUCUAACUCUAUCACAUUCUUAGCAGCAUUCAGUUCCCUUUUAACAUUUAAUGGCCUCCUUAAACCUACCCAAAAUACUUCUAAAUCUCACCAUCUUUUACAUAACAUGCUGCAAUGCUUACAGAACACAUAAAACUACAACAUUUAAGCUGUCAACUAUAGCAGCUGAACCAAGUGUACUACCAUACUCUCCUCUUUCUUCUGUUUCCCCUGCAUUAUCACCUGAUAUUACUCCUCUGUUUCCUACUACACCAACCUCUGCCUCGAACCCGCCUUCAUCGGAAUCUUCACUUCCGAUCAUUCCUUCAAGUCCAAGCCCCCCUAAUCCUGACUCCCUCUCUACCCCUAAUCCUGAUUCAUCACUGCCUUCCUCCAUGUCCCCUACAUCAUCCAUGAUACCGGAAUCCUCUGCUUUCACUUCAAAACUAUCUGUUGUACUGAAUUCUGCAAUGGUGAUUCUUGCUUUCAUUGCUUUCUGGUGAAUUCAGCUUCAAGGUACUUUAAUGGUGUAAUACUGCACCACGCCACUUUGUAUUUUUUUAGCUUACUUUUGAUAAAGUUGGUAUAUAUUUAUGUUAAUUACUUAAAUGAUUGAGUUGUAUUACAUUGUACUGUAUCUCUUGCAAUAAUUUCUUAAUGUAGGAUGAUAAUUUAUUUGAA
This is a messenger RNA of Chenopodium quinoa (quinoa), 2872 nucleotides long. RefSeq names its product GTP 3',8-cyclase, mitochondrial-like. Lineage: Eukaryota; Viridiplantae; Streptophyta; Magnoliopsida; Caryophyllales; Amaranthaceae. Gene Ontology annotation, biological process: Mo-molybdopterin cofactor biosynthetic process. The transcript has 8 exons. Gene Ontology annotation, molecular function: metal ion binding; GTP 3',8'-cyclase activity; cyclic pyranopterin monophosphate synthase activity. Bases 265 to 1461 code for a protein of 398 amino acids. The record is from RefSeq and is a predicted model, not a curated record.